AUCGUCGCCGUCGUCGCCCACAACGUAGAGCACAAUGUCGACCAGCGGGCUCAAAGCUAUCGCCCCCGUGCCAACGGCGGCCGACUUCUUGGACAUCGUCCUGUCCAAAACCCAAAGAAAAACGCCGACGGUUAUCCAUAAGAACUUCAAGAUUAGUCGGAUACGAAACUUUUAUAUGAGAAAAGUCAAGUUCUGUCAGGAUGCCUUCGACGAAAAGCUUGGUGCAAUCUUGUCCGAGUUCCCUAUACUCGAUGACCUCCACCCUUUCCUGUCGUCGUUGAUGAACGUCUUGUACGAUAAGAACCACUAUAAACUUGCUCUCGGUCAAUUGAGAACCGCAAGACACUUGAUUGAUCAAGUAGCCAAGGACUACGUUCGUCUAUUGAAGUUUGGCGACUCUCUUUACCGAUGCAAGCAGCUGAAGAGGGCUGCCCUUGGUCGAAUGGCAACGAUCAUGCGACGACAAAAAGAUCCCUUGGCCUACCUCGAACAAGUCAGGCAACACAUUUCCCGUCUCCCCGCAAUCGACCCCAACACCCGUACCCUCCUCAUUUGUGGAUACCCCAACGUCGGAAAGUCAUCCUUCAUCAACAAGGUCACUCGCGCCGAUGUCGACGUCCAACCCUACGCUUUCACCACGAAAUCUCUCUUCGUCGGACACUUGGACUACAAGUACCUUCGAUGGCAGGUCAUCGAUACCCCUGGUAUCCUUGAUCACCCUUUGGAAGAGAUGAACACCAUUGAAAUGCAGAGUAUCACUGCUCUCGCCCAUCUCAAGGCUUGCAUUCUCUACUUUAUGGAUCUUAGCGAACAGUGUGGCUACACCGUCGAAGCCCAGUGCAAACUCUUCCACUCCAUCAAGCCCCUCUUCGCCAACAAGCCCGUCAUGCUCGUUAUCAACAAGAUCGACGUGAUGAAGCUCGACGACCUCCACCCCGACAACCGCGCCCUCGUCCAAGAAAUCAUCGACUCUGAAGGCAUCCAAUGCGUCCAAAUCUCGACCUUCUCCGAGGAGGGCGUCAUGGACGCCAAGAACAAGGCUUGCGACGCUCUCCUGGCUCACCGUGUCGACACGAAGAUGAAGGGCAGCAAGAUCAACAGCAUCGUCAAUCGUAUUCAUGUUGCGCAGCCCAAGCCCAGAGAUGAUGUCGUGCGGGCACCCUUCAUCCCUGACGCUGUGAAGAACAGGAAGAAGUACGACAAGGACGAUCCUGACAGGCCCAGGUUGCUCAGGGAUGAGGAGGCUGAAGAGGGAGGUGCUGGCGUUUACAACAUCAACCUCAAGAGGGACUACAUCCUUGCCAACCCGGAGUGGAAGUUCGAUGUCAUGCCAGAAAUCAUGGACGGCAAGAACAUCGCCGACUUUAUCGACCCCGACAUCGAAGAGAAGCUUGAGGCUCUCGAGCGUGAGGAGGAACGCUUGCAGGCUGAAGGGUUCUACGACAGCGAGGAAGAAAUGUUCGACUCUGACGACGAGCGUGAAGCCGCCGAAGCCAAGUCCAAUCUCGAACACAAAAUCAUCUCUCAAAGCGUCAAGAAAGCCAAAAAGAACCAAGCCCGCCUACCCCGCACAGCCGGUCUGCGCACACUCACCGAACUUACCGACGAGCUCACAAAAGCUGGUUACGAUCCUUCGCGUAUCCAAGAGCGGGCGGAGAUGUUGGCCAAGUUGCAGGGUGCCAAGCGGAAAAGGCAGAGAGAGGAGGAUGACGAUGUCGAGAUGGGCGAUGCUAGUAAUGGGGAGGGCAGUGAGGCGAACUGGGAGGAUGAGGCUAUGGAUGUGGAUGGUGGUGCUUCGAGGAAGGCGGUUAAGAAGCUUAAGACGAAUUCGGGAGGUGUCACGGUUAGUAGGAGGGAGCCUCGUUCCGAUAGGUCUAUGGCUGGUCUCAAGAAUGAGGAGCAAUACAAGAAAGCCGUUCAACUCCGUAACCUUGGUCAACGACCACGCAAUAUGCAGGCCAAGGCUGGUGAAGGUGAUCGCCAUAUCAGAACUAAAAUGCCCAAGCAUCUCUUUGCUGGCAAACGAAAAGGAGGCAAGACCGACAGAAGAUAA
Coprinopsis cinerea okayama7#130 is the source of this 2053-nucleotide messenger RNA. Its product is annotated as GTP binding protein 4. The record is from RefSeq and is a predicted model, not a curated record. The coding region runs from base 35 to 2053 and encodes 672 amino acids. Gene Ontology annotation, biological process: ribosomal large subunit biogenesis. Gene Ontology annotation, molecular function: GTP binding; GTPase activity; RNA binding. Gene Ontology annotation, cellular component: nucleolus. The transcript is spliced from 9 exons. Lineage: Eukaryota; Fungi; Basidiomycota; Agaricomycetes; Agaricales; Psathyrellaceae.